AAUCGAUAUUUCCAGCAGCCACACUAUCAAGCACGCCUGUUUUUCAAAUAUAUUUUUUUCAAAAUGAGUAAAUUUAACGCAAUGGAUUUGGUGCACAAGCUGAAGGAAGAACUAAAUACGCAAUACGUGAAUGUAGAUGACGAUUCCGACGGCUGUGGGGCUAAAUUCAGUGCAACCAUCGUAUCGGAGGUGUUCGUUGGAAAAACUCUGCUCGAGAAACACCGAUUAGUCAACAAAGCGCUGGCCGAGGAAUUGAAAGAAAUUCACGCGUUUUCGCAAAAAACCUACACACCCGAAGAGUGGGAGAAAGUUAAGCCCAAGGAGGAACCAAAAGAAUAGUAACAACAACAUCGAAACACAGCACCAAGACUACAACGAAAGCAACGGCCAAACAACACCAUCCGUGAGCCGUAACCUGUUGUCGUUUAUUGGUAGUUGAGAGAUUUCUUGCUUGAAGAAACCAGCCGCGAACC
Drosophila bipectinata is the source of this 473-nucleotide messenger RNA. RefSeq lists its product as uncharacterized. The record is from RefSeq and is a predicted model, not a curated record. Lineage: Eukaryota; Metazoa; Arthropoda; Insecta; Diptera; Drosophilidae. Gene Ontology annotation, molecular function: 2 iron, 2 sulfur cluster binding. Gene Ontology annotation, cellular component: nucleus; cytosol. Gene Ontology annotation, biological process: intracellular iron ion homeostasis.